Alternaria burnsii is the source of this 2082-nucleotide messenger RNA. Its product is annotated as swi-snf complex subunit. Bases 1 to 2082 code for a protein of 693 amino acids. NCBI's taxonomy places the organism in Eukaryota, Fungi, Ascomycota, Dothideomycetes, Pleosporales, Pleosporaceae. The transcript is spliced from 5 exons. The record is from RefSeq and is a predicted model, not a curated record.
AUGAAAGCUCACGCUGCCACUCUCCCAAUUCGGAUUCUGACCCAUAAUAUACGCUAUGCCGCCGACCCGCCAGCCACAGGCGAAAAGCCCUGGUCCACACGCAAGCAAUUGAUCCUCAAUGAGCUACACUACAAUACCUUACACAACCCAGAAUCAUUCAUAUGUCUUCAAGAAGUACUCAAUGAGCAGCUAGUUGAUAUCAUGGCCGGUCUGGGCGACGAAUGGACCUACAUCGGCGUAGGCAGAGACGAUGGCAAAACGAAAGGCGAAUACAGUCCUAUCAUCUAUCGGAAAGCCAUCUGGGAACUAGUAACAUGGCAGACCGUUUGGCUAAACGAGAACGGAGCGGUAGGGAAGAAAGGCUGGGACGCAGGAUCUGUCCGCAUCCUCAAUUUGGGCGAAUUCAAGCACAAGCAAAGUAAAAAAGCCAUGGUAGCGAUGUCUACGCACUUUGACAACGCAGGCGCUAUCUCGCGCCGCGAGUCUGCGAAGAUUGUCGAAGAGGUCGUUGUAAAUGUCACUUCGCCCACCUCAAAUACUUCGUCUUCCACCUUACCUUUCUUCCUGGCUGGUGACCUCAACUCUGAGACUUCUGGCGAAGCAUACAAGAUCCUAAACAACGGUUUGUCCAUCAUGCAAGACACAAAGGAGCAGGCCAAGUGGCUGUACGGGGACACGAACACGUUUACGGAUUUUGAUGACCAGACGAAGACGCUGAUUGACUUUGUUUUUGUGGGACCGAGAGGAAAGAGCGAUUGGGUGCUCGAGGGAUAUAGUGUUUUGCCGAAUAAAUUCGAGGAUGGGCUCCAGCCCAUCUUCCCACACUCAACUAUACUCAAGAUGGCCGAAACCGCAGCUGUCGACUACACUUUGGCGAACCCAGAUACUAUCACCAAGUACAAGGUCGCCGCCGAAAUCUCCCAGAAAGUCCUCAAGGAAGUCUCCGGAUGGAUCGUUGCCGAUGCCAGCAUUGUCGAGCUCUGUGAGCGCGGUGACAAGCUCCUAGACGAGGAGGUUGCCAAGGUCUACAAGGGCAAGAAGGUCGUGAAGGGCAUUGGACACUGCACCACCAUCUCCCCAAGCGCCUACAUCACCCCAUACACACCACUCAAGUCCGACACCGAGGAAGCCGCCACGACACUGAAGGAGGGAGAGGUUGUCAAGAUUCAGUUGGGCGCCCAGAUCGAUGGUUUCUGCGCAAUUGUUUGCGACAAUGUCAUUGUUGGCGCCGCUGAGGAAGUCACCGGACGCGAGGCAGAUCUCCUUCUGGCUACACACUACGCCAACGAGCUCCUGCUGAGGUUGAUGGUGCCUCCAAGCUUGGUCCCCCACGGCGAUGAAGAAGAGCAAAAGAAGGCUGCAACAAAGAAGCCCUACACCCAGAGCCAGAUGACCAACAUGCUUGAGAAGGUUGUCAAGGCCUACGGCUGCAACCUCGUCGAGAGCACUACCAUCUGGCAAUUCGACCACAACGAGAUAGAAUCCAAGAAGAAGAUUAUCCUUGCGCCUGGCGAAGGUGUCAGGGGUGACGGUCUUCCUGAGGUCGGUGAGGUGUGGGGUGUUGAGAUGGGUGUCAGUCUCGGAAGCGGCAAGGUCAAGAACAAUGGCAACAGGACUACUCUGCACCGACGUACGGCUACCACCUACCAGCUCAAGCGCCCUACCUCGCGAAGCCUCUUGUCUGAAGUAGUCAAGAAGUUCGGUACCUUCCCCUUCAGUCUGCGACAGCUUGAGGACGAGAAGGGCGCCAAGGUUGGUGUUGUCGAGUGUGUUCGUACUGGUGUACUUCGCCAGUACGAAGUCGUCGUUGACAAGGACAACCAGCCCGUAGCUAGGGUGUUCACAACUGUUGCAAUCACCAAGAACGGAAUGCAGCGCCUAGCUCAACCUACUGCCAUUGACACUUCCAAGUACAAGUCUGACAAGAAGAUCGAGGACGAGGAGAUCCUCAAAAUUCUGGAACAGCCUAUUGGCAAGACUUCAACAAAGAAGAACAAGAAGAAGAAGAAGAAGCCUGCCAAGAAGGCCGCUGAGGGCGGUGCCGCCGCUGAAGAGGAGGAGGACGAUGAUGACGAAGAGUAG